Meloidogyne enterolobii is the source of this 769-nucleotide messenger RNA. NCBI's taxonomy places the organism in Eukaryota, Metazoa, Nematoda, Chromadorea, Rhabditida, Meloidogynidae. The record is from the annotation of a GenBank genome assembly.
UAUGAGACAACUAAAUUUAACAGAAAUGGCAAAUAAAAUAUUAAAAGUAGUUGUUCCAAGAAUUGACCCUCCUUACUUAAAUGCCAUUAAUUAUUCCAAUCAGUGUAAUGAUGGAAAGAUGUUGUAUGGGCCGGGAAUUGUUUGGGAAAUACUUUGUGAUAUGGCUAAUCGUUUAAAUCUUACUUAUGAAAUUGAAAAUGUUGAGGUUGAAGGAUGGGGAAAGAGAUUUGAAAAUGGUACAUGGACUGGAGCUUUUGGAUGUUUAAAAGAAGGGAAAGCAGAAAUUUUGGCCGGCGGUUCGAUGAUGACACCAAACAGAAACAAAGCUUUUGAUUUUUCCGAUCCGAUAGGUUACCAAUCUAGUUCUAUAUUAAUCAAAGUUCCAAUAAGAGAAAAUUUUGUUGCACAAAUGUUGGCAUAUGCUUUUGGAUGGAAGAUCUGGCUAUCUAUUAUUGGUUGUUUUGUGCUUGCUGGAUUUGCCUAUAGAUUUAUACAAAAUCAAAAUUUUGGAUUUACAAGAACCACACAAACUAGCAAUAUAUUAAUUGCACAUUCUUUGGUUUUCUUUAGUGGGAAAAGUAAACGAAAAUUUUUACAAAAUCCAAAAAUUUUUUUUUCAAAAGAAUUUUCUUUAACUAAUAAUUCACUAUCUUCACGGAUACUUAUUGCUACAGUUUGGAUUUGUUCGUUAUUUUUGAUGGCCUUUUUUAGUGCUAAUCUAGUAGCGUUGUUUGCACAUGGCGCUUCUAAGCUUCCUUUUGAAAGUUAG